Molecule: messenger RNA, 2111 nt
Organism: Thunnus maccoyii (southern bluefin tuna)
Lineage: Eukaryota; Metazoa; Chordata; Actinopteri; Scombriformes; Scombridae
Product: cadherin-1-like
Exons: 14
Coding region: 4-2079 (691 amino acids)
Biological process (GO): homophilic cell-cell adhesion; cell-cell junction assembly; cell morphogenesis
Cellular component (GO): cytoplasm; catenin complex; adherens junction
Molecular function (GO): cadherin binding; calcium ion binding
Source: RefSeq, a predicted model, not a curated record
UUCAUGGUGAAGAUUAAGUCAAGCAAAGAUGAACAGGUGGCAAUAACCUACAGGAUCAGUGGACCAGGGGCCGAUCAGCCCCCCGAGGGUGUUUUUACUGUUGAUCGACGAUCUGGAGUGCUGUAUGUGACCAAGCCGCUGGACAGGGAGAAAACAGCGAGAUACAGUCUGUUGGCCCAUGCAGUGAAUGAGGGCACAAAUGCUGAAGAGCCCAUGGAGCUUAUUAUCAACAUCAUUGAUCAGAAUGACAACGCACCAAAAUUCACUCAGAACCCUUUCUAUGGCAAAGUGAGCGAAAGCGCAGACGCUGAUGACUCUGUCAUGAAGGUGACAGCAGUGGAUAAGGAUGACCCACAGACAAACAAUGCAAUAAUUAGGUAUCGGAUAAAGACUCAAUUGCCCACAGAAGACAUGUUUGCCAUAAACCCAGUGAGUGGAAUGAUCAGUGUGAUGGCAGGUGGACUGGACAGAGAGACUCACCCAGAGUUCAAGCUGAUCAUAAUGGUUGCUGAUAUGGAGGGGGAGGGACUAACAGCCACCUGCACUGCUGUCAUCACCAUUACUGACAGCAAUGAUAAUGCUCCACAAUUCCCCAUCACAUCUAUUUCCACAUCAGUGCCAGAGAAUGAGGCUGGAGUGGAAGUGGUAAGGCUAAAGGUCACCGACAAGGAUGAGUUAGGAUCUCCAAACGCCAACACCAAAUACUCAAUAAUCAAAGGCAAUGAGGGGGAACACUUCAGCAUCACCACAGGCUCCAAUAAAAUGGAGGGAAUCCUCACUACAGUCAAGGAACUCGAUUUUGAGAGCAUUUCUGUCUUCACUCUGCUGGUGGUGGUGACAAAUGAGGUGCCAUUUUCCGGACCGGUGUCUACCUCGACAGCCACAGUCACUGUAACAGUCGUGGACAAGAAUGAGCCUCCUAUUUUCAGCCCAGCAGAGAUCCAUGAGAUGAUCUCAGAAAAUGUGGCGGUAGGUAGUUCUGUGGUCGACCUCAGAGCUAAGGACCCAGACACAGCCAGGAAACAGAGCGUUAGAUAUGAACUGUAUAAUGACACUGCCAGGUGGUUGAUUAUCGAUAAAGACACCGGAUCCGUCAAAAUCAAAAGCAGUAUGGACAGAGAAUCACACUAUGUCAAAGACAGCAAAUACACAGUCCUAGUUUUGGCUUAUGACAAUGAUACAGUCCCAGCUACAGGUACAGGGACUCUGGUUGUGAGUUUAUUGGAUGUGAAUGACCAUCACCCUUUGAUCAAGCAGAGGAAAGCCAGUCUAUGCAACAGUGAGCCUUUUCCUGUCCAGCUGGAUAUAGUGGACCUAGACGGACCUGGUCAUGCUGGGCCGUUUACUGUGGAGCUUCAAGGAGAGCACCGGAUCAACUGGACUGUUAACACCAAUUCCACAAGCAAUGUGGCAGCUCUGGCUCCCAGACGGGAGUUGUCUCCUGGGGAUUAUUAUGUGCUGAUGCGCAUCUAUGAUGUUGACAUGCUCUACCAAGACAGCACACUAAAUGUAGAGGUGUGCCAGUGUCAAGGGGCCGUCUCCUCCUGCUUCAUCCCACGUUAUGCUCCUCAUCUACAUAUCUCUUCUCUCACAACCUCAGUUUUGGGAACAAUUUUUGGUGCUCUGUUACUGCUCUUGCUGCUGCUGUUGUUGCUGAGAAGGAGGAGGAGGAGGAUGGAAAAAGAUGUCCCUCUACUUGAAGAACCCAGAAGCAACAUCUUCUACUAUGAUGAGGAGGGAGGAGGUGAAGAGGACCGGGAGUAUGAUCUGAGUCAACUCCACAGAGGGCUGGAUAACCGUCCUGAGGUCUUCUGCACAGAUGUAUAUCCUACUGUCCAGACCCACCCAUGCUACCGCCUGCAGCCCCAAGCCAAUGAGGAGAUCUGCAACUUCAUUGAAGAUAACAUGAAUGCUGCAGACAGUGACCCCACAGCUCCUCCUUAUGACUCGCUCCUGGUGUUUGACUAUGAAGGUGUCGGCUCUGAGGCAGGUUCGCUCAGUUCCAUCAACUCCUCAGACUCAGAUGAGAUGCAGGACUUUCAGAGCUUGGCCCGCUGGGGGUCGCGUUUCAGCAGAUGACGGAGAACAUGUUCCAGGAGGGGCUGUACCAG